AGCAUCUUAAAAUUGCUCUGCCUUAAAGCGCAAGCGACGGCAACCCAACAACCGCUUCACUCUCAUCUCCCUUUCUCCCGAAACCUAAUUUUUUCCCUCUUCUUCUAAAUGAGAACCCCUCCAACUCCUUCGCGAUGCUCUGCUCCGGUUCCAGAUCCAUACUGGUUCGGAUGGCCGCCGGCGAUUUCCUUGCCGCCAUUAUUGCCUUCGCGGCCGUGAUAUCCACCGCAAGCGGUCAGUUCGAUAGCUGCAACUCCGAUGUGGCCAUUCUUCUCCCCCCUCCGUUCAAUGCCUCCGUUUUCACCUGCCGCGCCAUCUGGAACAGCUUCAUCCUAAGGUACUCCCAGCGUCCAGAUAACAUUCUGACCAUCGUGCUCUCUGCUCCCUAUACCUCCGGCUGGGUUGGCAUGGGAUUUUCCAAUGAUGGACUAAUGGUUGGCUCCAGUGCGAUGGUUGGCUGGAUUGGAAGAGCAGGCAAAGCACAUAUCAGACAGUUCUAUCUCCGCGGCCAGUCUUCUUCUCAGGUUCUUGUAAAUGAGGGCCGUUUGCUGCGAACUGCCGUUAAGCCUGCGGUUCUUCUUUACGGUUCCAGCAUCUAUUUGGCAUUUCAGUUGAAAUUCUUAGCUCCUGUUGCCGAGAAGAAGCUCCUCUUUGCCUUUGCGACUGAAACCCCAAAUGGUUUUCACCUCACAAAGCAUGAUGAUAAAGUGUCCAUUAACUUCGAUUUCUCAGCAGGUGUGUUAUUUUUCCUCAAUUACACUUUUGUCAAGUUUUUGCCACUAAAAUGA
Molecule: messenger RNA, 788 nt
Organism: Phalaenopsis equestris
Lineage: Eukaryota; Viridiplantae; Streptophyta; Magnoliopsida; Asparagales; Orchidaceae
Product: cytochrome b561 and DOMON domain-containing protein At3g61750-like
Exons: 2
Coding region: 135-788 (217 amino acids)
Source: RefSeq, a predicted model, not a curated record